CAUGCUGUAGGCUACAGAAUGACUGCGGCUGCUAUCCCUCUCAAGACUUCUCUCUGAGAGGCGAACCCUGUCUUUUUUUUUUUUCUCCUUCCCCUCUUUUUCCCUGCCAGACAUCGGGAGGAGACACUGAGCUCUUGUUUUGCCUCUUCUUGUACGGGAAACUGAGGGAAACGACGCCUCGCUGUUUUAUUUUUUUUUGUGUACUUUUUUUUCUCAAUCCCUUCCCGUUCUCGAACUGUCUCUCUCUGGAUGUGACGGAAAAUGCCGGUAGUAGGGGUGGCCUCCAAGCUCAGACAACCCUCAGUGGGAUCCAAGCCAGUACACACCGCUCUCCCGAUUCCUAACCCGGGCAGGACUGCUGCCGCCAAGGGACACAUGGCCCGGGCCCCAGAGCUGAGGGGUUCGGAGUCCCCGAUACUCUCGUCCUGUCAUCUGUCACUCAAGGCCGAGUACCAGGAGAGGAGGUCACAGCAGCAGCUUAGCCGGAGCAAGGAGACGGAGGAGAGUAGGAUCUGCAAGAUCUACACAGACUGGGCGAACCAUUACCUGGCCCGGUCCGGCUGCCCACGGCUCAUCAAAGACCUGACGAUAGACAUUGCUGACGGAGUUCUGCUGGCAGAAAUCAUCCAGAUCAUAGCAAAUGAAAAAGUGGAGGACAUCAAUGGCAGCCCCAGGAGCCAAUCGCAAAUGACCGAGAAUGUGGACGCCUGCCUCAGUUUCCUGGAAGCCAGAGGAGUGAAUGUACAAGGGCUCUCCUCAGAAGAGAUCCGGAAUGGGAAUCUGAAGACUGUCCUGGGGCUCUUCUUCAUUCUGUCGCGCUACAAGCAGCAACAGCAACACCAGCAGCAGUACUACCAGUCCCUGGUGGAGCUAACCCAUCAGACCACUGGGGCGGCGCCAGCGAGCCCCCUCAAAACGCAGCAAGAGAUGCAGUCCAGUCUCACUGCGCGAUAUGCAAGUCCCCCAGGUCACAGUGGUUUAGGAGCUGCGUCACCGAAGAAAAACACAAGGUUGCCAGGGCCAUCCAGGGUGUCCGCUGCAGGCGGUGGGACCCCGAAGACCCAGGGGGCCUCCAAUCUCAACAGGAGGAGCCAGAGCUUUAACAGCAUUGACAAGAGCAAGCCUCUUCAGUAUGCAAGUGGCAACGACAGAGAGUCGGUGAAGGGCAUCCCUCUGCCUGGCAACGUGAACGGCGGUGCCCCUGUGCCAACCAGCCUCAGCGGGCAGCAGCUGGCCUCUGCCAUCCCCUCUCCCACAGCUAGCAAGUCCUGGCGCAGCAAGUCCAUGAACAUGAAGCACAGUGCCACCUCCUCCAUGCUCUCAGUCUCCGCCUCGUCCUCGCCGACUCCGCCGCCUGCUUCCGACCGUCCACGCCCUCCCAUGACAGAGGUGUCCAAGUCGUGCUCGGGCGCUGGCGGCGGCACCCCGCAGAGAUCGAUGCUCGACAAGUUCCGGAUGAUCAACCCUCGCUCCGCCUCGCGGUCCUCGCCGUCGGUGGCCGAGAUGGCCCUGCAGGAGGAGGACGACAUGUCGGAGUGCAGUGAGGAGGCGGUAACCGUGACGAUGACCACGGCAUCCGCGUGCAGCGCGAGCAGCGCCAAGCAGCUAGCCAAGACGACGUCGCCGCCCUCCCUGGCUGCGACCAACAAGGGUCCCGCGAAGGGCUCGUCCCCCUCUGGAGGAAGCAAUAAGUCCCUGCCCCAGCCAAAAGAAAAGGAGGAUAAGAGCCGGGGCAAAGGCGCCAAGGCCACCACCCCGCCCAAAGAGGAACAACGGGAACCCGCGAUGGAUCCGUCCAAGAAGACCUCCAAAAUCGCCAGCCUCAUCCCCAAGGGAGGCAAGCCGACCACGGGCAAGAAGGACGGCGCCGUCCCUCCCGCCUCCACUGGCAUCCCCAAGCCUGGGCUCAAGGCCCCAUCGGCCACUGGGAAGCCGGUGGCCAGCCAGGCCCAGACCCAAGCCCCCCAGGGGGGCGGCGGCGGAGGCAGGGAGGGGGACAAAGCCAAGAUGGUCAAAGGGGGCCAGGGGGGCUACUACAUGCAGCAGCGCUCCCUGGGGGCCCCGGAGGCACGCCGGAGCAGCAUGGUGUCGUCCACCAGCACCUCGGCCCUGUCCCAGCCGCCGGGGGCCCUGGGGGGGAACGGGGCGGUGCAGCUACCCCAGCAGCAGCAGCACAACCACCCCAACACGGCCACCGUCGCACCUUUCAUGUACAGGACGUACUCGGAGAACGACUGCACCAUGGUGGCGCCCGCGGACCGCUGCCUCAGCCCCAGCAAGGGUGACCUGGUCUACAGCAAGACCGCCAAGCAGUGCCUGGAGGAGAUCUCCGGGGAAGACCCCGAAACGAGACGCAUGCGGACGGUGAAGAACAUCGCAGACCUGCGGCAGAACCUGGAGGAGACCAUGUCCAGUCUACGAGGGACACAGAUCAGCCACAGCACCUUGGAGACGACCUUUGACAGCACAGUGACCACCGAGGUCAACGGACGGUGCCUCGCCAGUCGCUCCUCCCCCAUGACCUCCUGGCGCCUCGGCCAGUCGGCCCCAAGCCCCCGUCUGCAAGCCGGCGACGCCCCUUCCUUGCCCAGUACCUACGCCACAGUCACGGCACCCCGGGCGGGGUCCGGCGCCGCCGGCGCCGCGGGGCGGUACGGCCACUCGGACUCCAGGUUUGUGUACAGCGCCCCGCUCAGGCGAGCGGCAACAGCGGGGUCAAGAGGGGCCGGGCAGGGGGAGAAGGGAGGUGGGCCGGAGGGGGUGCUGGAGAUGGAUGUGGCGGGGUACAUGAGCGACGGAGACAUCCUGGGGAAAAACGUCAGGACAGAUGACAUCACCAGCGGGUAUCUUACAGAUGGCGGCCUUCACUUAUACUCGCGGAAUGCUGCCCGCGCCCCUGACCCGACCGCAUCACGGGAGGUCACCCAGAGAGGGGUCAAAGAGCUGCAUGGGGACGCAGACAGCUGGGAUGACAGCAGUUCAGUCAGCAGUGGUGUCAGUGACACUUUAGACAACAUCAGCACAGAUGACCUGAAUACGCCUUCCUACACCACCGCCAGUUCCUCACCACGCAAAAACAAAGGAGCACAGACCCAGGCAGAUACACAGAAGCAUACAGAACAUGAGGUGAGCAGCAGUUGGGCUGGAGCUGAGGACCUGAAGAAGGUGGACGAGGAACUGGAUGUCAGCAUGGAGGCCGGCUCAAAGUACAAGCCUUCCUCCUCCUCUUCAUCUUCACCAGCGGGGCAGUACGGCGAGGAACCCGGACAAAAGACAGGCCUGCCGAUGUCCCAGACUGGCUCCUGGAGGAGAGGCAUGACCCCCCAGGUGGGCAUCACCCCCCCCCGGACGAAAGGAGCCAGCGCCACCCUCAAAACCCCUGGUAAAACGGAUGAUGCCAAGGCCUCGGAAAAGGGCAAAGCCCCGUCCAAGACCUCCACAGGCAUCCAGCGCUCUCCCUCUGAUGCUGGCAAGAGCAGUGGUGACGAGGGCAAGAAACCACCUUCCGGCAUCGCACGCCCCCCAGCCACCGGCUCGUUUGGCUUCAAGAAAAUGUCCAGCCCCUCUGGGGCCCUCAUCACGUCCAGCGGCUCCGCCACCCUGGGGAAGGUGCCCAAGUCCUCAGGUAUCGGCAAAGGGACUGGGAUCGGCGGGGCCCGCAAAACCAGCCUGGACGGCUCCCAGCCGCAGGACGACGCGGUGCUGCUGGGCUGCGGGGACUCCAAGGUGCCCCUCCAGUACCGCUCCUUGCCCCGGCCGGCCAAGUCCUCUGGCGGGGGUGUGGUGGGGCGCGGCGGGCACCGCUCCAGCUCCAGCAGCAUCGACUCCAGCGUCAGCGGCAAGUCGUCCGCUGGAGGGGCCGCCGCCACGGGCGCCAAGCGGAGGGAUGGCGGGAAGGUGGGCUCGGGCCGCUCCAGCCCCAUCACCGUCAACCAGACGGACAAGGAGAAGGUGGCCGUGUCCGACCAGGACCCCGCGGGCUUAUCCACCUCGCCCAAGUCCAGUCCCACUUCCACGUGCCAGUCGGGCCUCAGACAGCCGGGGUCCAAGUACCCGGACAUCGCCUCGCCCACCUUCCGCAGGUUGUUUGGCACCAAGGCUAGCAGCAAGGCCAGUACCCCGGGCACGCCCGACUCGGGCAAGUGCCCAUCAGCGCUGGGCAGCCCUCACGGCACGUUGGCUCGCCAAGCCAGCCUGGACUCCCCUUCCUCUGGCACAGGGAGCCUGGGCAGCGCCGGUGGGCAGAGCGGUGGCAGCAGCCCGCUGUACGGUAAGGCCCCCGACCUGGGCACGGAAUCGCUGGCCUCCAGCCCGGCGUCCGGCCUCUCGUUGCCCUCCGGCGCCCGGCCCUGGCCCGCCAACCUCAGCAGCUCCUCGGCGUGCUCCGGUAGCAAGGACACACUGAGCUGCCAGAGCCUGACCAGCCUUCACACCAGCUCCGAGUCCAUCGACCUGCCGCUCGGGCACCACCACGGCCCCAAAGUCACACGCACCGGCAGUGUCAAGUCCACGCUCUCCGAGGGCAUGCCUCUUGACAGAAAUACACUCCCCAAAAAGGGACUAAGGUACCCUCCAUCGUCCAGACAGGCGACCCACGAGGAGGGGAAGGAGUGGCUGCGGUCUCACUCCACUGGGGGACUACAGGACACGGGCAGCCAGUCGCCCCUGUCCCCCCCUGGGGUUGUAUGCCCCACCACUGGCCAGUACCACUACUCCAACCUGCUGAGCCCAACCAACCUGUCGCCAUACAACCUGCCCGGCUCCAGCAGCAUGAGCCGUUCCAACAGCAUCCCCGCCCAGGACACCUACGACCUGUAUGGGGAAGGCCACCUGGGGGGCAGUGCCACGUCCCUGGAGGACCGGCCCCGAGGCAUGAGCCGCUCCGGCUCCUUCAGGGACAGCACCGACGAAGUCCAUGGGUCCUCACUGUCGCUAGUCUCCAGCACCUCCUCUCUGUAUUCCGCGGUGCUUUCCUUUCUGGCCAAGACAGAGGAAAAGGCCCAUUCUGAGGGUCAAACAGGCCAAAAUACAACGCAAAUCAGGAAGCUACGACGAGAGCUGGACGCCUCCCAGGAAAAGGUUGCGACCCUAACGUCUCAGCUGUCCGCCAAUGCUCACCUGGUGGCAGCCUUUGAGAAGAGCCUGGGGAACAUGACCUGUCGUCUGACCAGCCUUACCAUGACAGCUGAGCAAAAGGAGUCUGAGCUCGCCGAGCUGAGAGAGACCAUCGAGGCGCUGAAGGCCCAGAACACGGAUGCCCAGACGGCCAUCCAAGUGGCCCUGAACGGCCCCGACCACCUGCACAAAGACCUGCGGAUUCGGCGGCAGCACUCGUCGGAGAGCGUGUCCAGCAUCAACAGCGCCGCCAGUCACUCGUCCCUGGGCAGCGCCAAGGACAUAGAAGACAAGAAGAAGAAAAAGAAAAGCUGGGGGAAGGAGAGAGGAAACAAGGUGGCCGAUUCCAUCCCAGCACAGUUGCGGAGCUCAUUCAAGCAGGCGUUCAGUAAGAAGAAGAGCAACAAGCCUCAAUCCCCCCACGACGACAUCGAAGAGAUGACGGACUCGUCGCUGCCUUCCUCCCCCAAGCUACAACACGCCAACAGGCAGGGCAGCAUCCCCACGCUACUGUCCUCAGGCUCCACAACCGAGUUGUGCGAGUGCACAGAGGCGGAGGCGGAGAUCAUCCUUCAGCUGAAGAACGAGCUGAGGGAGAAAGAGCUGAAGCUGACAGACAUCCGCCUGGAGGCUCUUAGCUCCGCCCACCACUUGGACCAGAUCCGAGAGGCCAUGAACCGCAUGCAGGUGAGGAACCAGAACGAGAUCGAGCUGCUGAAAGCGGAGAACGACCGGCUGAAGACUGGGAGCACAACUCCGGCCGCCACGCCCGCCAAUGCGGGCCGCCCGCCUUCGGAGGCCUCCAGCACUUCCUCGUCCUCCUCGCGCCAGUCUUUAGGCCUGUCCCUCAACAACCUGAACAUCACAGACACCAUCAUGUCAGAUAUUCUCCUAGAUGACGGCUAUGAGGGCAAUUUACGCAAAGAGGGACGCAGUGUUCGCAUUGUGGUCACGGUGAACAACGGCUCAAAUAAGACCAAGGGUAUGCAAGGCCAGGAGUACCUCAUUGGUUCCAUCGGCGUGAGCGGCAAAACAAAAUGGGAUGUGCUUGAUGGAGUAAUCCGACGAUUAUUCAAGGAGUACGUGUUCCGGGUGGACCCGCUGACCAGUCUGGGCCUCAGCUCGGACAGCAUAGUUUGCUACAGGAUGGGUGACGUGAUCCGGACCCAUGCCUCCGAAGUGCCUGAGCUGCUGCCCUGCGGCUACCUGGUGGGGGACAGCAACGUCAUCAAUGUCAACCUCAAAGGUGUGAAGGAGAACAGCAUAGACGGCGUGGUAUUUGACACCCUCAUCCCCAAGCCCAUCAUUCAGAGGUACCUCAACUUGCUUAUGGAGCACCGGCGCAUUAUCCUGUCGGGCCCAAGUGGAACCGGGAAGUCCUUCCUGGCUAGCAAGCUCGCGGAGUUCAUCAUCGCCAAGUCUGGUCGAGAGGUCACGGAGCGCAAUGUAGCUAGCUUCAACGUGGACCAGAAAUCCAGCAAGGACCUGCGUCAGUACCUCUCCAGCCUGGCGGAGCAAUGCAGCUCAGAGGAGAGCGAGACGGAGUUGCCGACCGUGGUCAUACUUGACAACCUCCACCACAUUGGCUCGCUCAGUGACAUCUUCAAUGGAUUCCUCAACUGCAAGUACCACAAAUGCCCAUAUGUUAUUGGAACCAUGAAUCAGGGAGUGUCUUCCUCUCCCAACCUUGAGCUUCACCACAAUUUCAGAUGGGUGCUGUGUGCCAAUCACACGGAGCCAGUCAAGGGCUUCCUGGGACGCUUUCUCCGCAGGAAGCUGAUCGAGACGGAGAUCGACAGGAACAUGCGCAGCAAUGACCUUUUCAAGAUCAUUGACUGGAUCCCCAAGACGUGGCAGCACCUCAAUGGCUUCCUGGAGGCCCACAGCUCCUCGGACGUCACCAUUGGUCCACGGCUCUUCCUGUCCUGCCCAAUGGAUGCUGAAGGAUCACGGGUGUGGUUCACUGACCUGUGGAACUACUCCCUGGUUCCCUACCUGCUGGAAGCCGUCAGAGAAGGCCUUCAGCUGUACGGCAAGAGGGCGGCGUGGGAGGACCCGUCCAAGUGGGUGAACGACACCUACCCCUGGAGCUCAGCAUUUUUGCAGCACGAAGGCCAGUCCCUGCUCCAGCUGCGGCCCGAGGACGUGGGCUACGACGGCUACACCUCCUGCAAGGAGGGCGCCUCCUCCAAACAAGUGUCCCAGAGCGACACAGAAGGAGACCCGCUGAUGAACAUGCUGAUGAGGCUGCAGGAAGCAGCCAACUACUCCAGCGCGCAGAGCUGUGACAGCGACAGCACCAGUCACCACGACGACCAGCUGGACUCCUCGCUCGAGUCUGCGCUCUAGACGAGGAGCUCAGGGACGAGAAUCGGAGCGAGAGACCUCCGACCGGAGGGGCGGACAAGAGCACUUUUUAGCGCGGCGUCGGCGAGGGAUGUGGCGGCUGGAUCGCGUCCAGGCAGCCCGCAGGACAAGGCGAGAUGGGUGAUGGGUGUUGAUUUCGGGGGUUUGGUGGGUGAGACACAGUCCUACGCUUCUUCCACUGGAAGUGGCGCUCCAUUUCCACUGAAAUGUAGGCUGCAUACAGUGAAGAGCCAUUUAUGUUUGUAGUUCUACACCACAAAACUGGAAUUUUAUUUUUCUUAAUUUAAGGUUGUUGUACUAACUACAGAUGUUUACAAGGGCCAAAUUCUGGUUUUGUUUACCAAGGUGCUGAUCCAAAAAAAAAAAAAAGGCACACAGUCCGCCGGCCAAAUUCUGACCUCAGUCAAACCAUAUGGUGCUGGUCCCGGGGUUAAACCUGUCUCUGGUUUACAGGCUUCGCCAAGACCCUUGUCACCCGCUUGCCAACAAGCACAAAAAGAGCAGUGUGUGUCAUCCAACUAACCGCUACUGUGAAACAAUGGAAAAGUGCCAAUGUGACCGUUUGGUUUGAUUUACUGCCGUGAGCACUGCAACCAGUCAGUACAAAUUCUCAAACAUAGUGGAGACCACUCGUUCUAGGCUUUUCACAUAAGCAGACCAGCCGUUCGCACCUCUCCUUAGCAAAUCCACGGCACUGUACCAACUGAGUGGUGCUAAAGUAAGUGACGGCUACUGAAAUACAAGGGCCAGGUAAAGAACGGAACAGGCCUGACAAGGGUGCUUCUCUCACUGCCUUAAAUGCGCAGAGCUCUAUGGAACAGUGGGUGUGUUACUUCGGUCUCCGGCUCCCUGGUGACAAUCCUGACUGGAUAGGAAAUUGACGGGAUCAACUGCUUCCCUGACACAUAACCGUUCUGAAGGAGCUGUCCACAUAACAUCUCAGCUGCUUCUUUAAUCUUGAUAUGGCAAGGCAGAGUUAUAAAAUUGCUUUCAGACCGACAUCGCUCAAAAGUACUCAAAAUGUACGUUGCCCAAAUCCAUCCACUUUCACUUCUGAUAGUGAUAUUGUACAAGCAUAAUGGUUGUCGUACUGUAUUCACAGGCGGAACUGACAAACCUUUUUUUUUUUGUAUGAAAGUUCAAAGGGGUGGUCAUUUUUUUGUUGUUGUUGCUUUUACCCAGUUGAGCUGGGUUCACUUGAACAGUCAUGAGCACAACUCGACCCUUUUGAUUUUAUAGCCUAAGGAGCAUGUUUUAAGCUUUCUAAGGGGGGGGGGGGGGCAUUUAAAGCAGACUUUUACUUUUACAUUACAGCGUGUGAUAGGGACAGAAGCCAUUUUGGAUUUUGAUUGUCCUUCCUCCAUUAAUGAGUGGGUUGGUUUUGCACAGUUUGGGGUUGGGGGGAGGGUGGGGGAUGUAAAUAAUAAAGUAUUGCACAGUGAAUCAGAGAUGCAUUCUGCCCUGUUGAUGUUACAUUAAGCUUAACUCGCUGAGAAUUAUUGUACGUUGCAACUGAAGAAAAGAAAAAAAAAUACAAAAGAGAAAUGCAAAAACCAACAAGCUGUCCGAAACAGAUGUACGUAUGUCUUGUGUUGAUUGGUUGUCUUGCCUAUGCAGAAGGCAUACAAUGUACAGUAUAAUACUUUUUUUUUUUUAACUCUAUAUUAUUGUCAACUAAAUCACUGAAUUGGGGAGCAAACCAUUACAUUCAUCAAGAAAAACAAAUCAGAUAAUUUAGUCCCUUCCCUGUAUUUUGUUCAGUCAUCAUAUCCCAUCAACAGACAAAAAAAUCACUUCACAAAGUAUUCCGUAGUUAUUUUUCUGAACAAACUUAAAUUCAACCUAAGCUAGAAUCAUUUUUUUUUUAUUGACCCUAAUCUGAGGUACUGUUCGCCUGUUUUUCCUGCUUUUUCCAAUUACUCAUGACAGGUGCUACUGGUCAGUUAAAUCGUUCAGAGACCAUUUUCUGCAGACAAUGUUGUCACAACCUCAGGACAAUCCCAGAGUCUCAUGUUGUAUUCACAUGGCUAUAACAGAUCCACUACCUACUUAUUUAAAUUUUUUUGCAUGCAUUGUUGUUGGUCUAUGUGCCAUAAAUCUGUUUCUUAACAUAGUGCGUAACACACCUUUGCGCACACACACACACUUUCGGUAAAACAGCUCCACUCGGAAAUCCAUUCAUGAUCAUGCACACUUCUCCCUGCUCCCCUGGUACAUAAUCAGUUGCCUAGUUAACCAAAAGACUUCACACCCAAAACAAUAUACAUGUAUGGCGUUGUGAUACUAAUCACUGACAGAUUUCCCCUUUAUUGCAAUUACAUCUUAGUUGAAAACAUAGCAUUUACUACUUUGAGAGCAGAGUUUCUUUUUGGUGAAACAUUUGUCCUUAAAUGUUUUAUAUUUUGUACAUUUGUAUGUAACAUAUCGUGUAAAUAGACAGAGACCGCGAUUUAAAUCAUCUGGAGGGAUUUUGUAGUCUUUGUAAAGCCCUAAUAAAUGGUAUUUGGUGUCACUCGAGCUAACAUAAUGUGCGUCCUGUUCUCCCUUGUGUCAGUGUUCAUUGUUUUAUCUAAUGGGUUGAAAGGUCAAAUCACAAUCUACUUCCACAUAUCUUCUUUUAAUACAGAAAUGUGAAAUAUCUAAAACAAAUGUAGAAGCCCACACAUUACUCAAGACAUAAAACUAUUUACACAGUCACUGACCUGACCAACAGGGCAAAGUUGACUUAGCGUUUGACACUAAUUCUUACAUUUGACAUUAACUAUCAGUGUGGAGAGGCUUAUUGAAGUAUCUGGAACACUCCAUUAUUGGUCUGUAGGUUAAAGUUGACUACGGUUUAGACAAAGAUGCAGAGGUUUUAAACAUUGGUACCAGGGCUGUCCCACAGAACCAGAAUGAUGCUGAGAAUGUAUACACAUUUUACCAAACAAUAGUGGGUGAUUCAGGGCGGUCCCAGUGGUCUUAGUGACUUUCUCCAGUUCACAUGGACUGCUGCAUUGUGGGUCCAGCAAUCCAGCAAUAACUCUCUACUCUUUAUGCUUUCCUGUCAGAUAAAGUGUAACAAUUCUAUAAAAAAAUCUUAAAUAAGCUCUAUUUUAAAUUAAAGAAACAAGUGGGUAAAUGCUAACAAAAUGUAACGAGUUCACACUCCAGAACUGUAGAUGGCACUAACACAAUUUUUCGUGGUACGUCACAAACCGUCAGCAUAAGGAAGUGCUGUUUUACCACUCUUAUCCCUCUAGGACAGCUAACUCCUUGGCUAAAAUAUUUUGUGAUUGAUUGUUUAUAACUAAUCCUAUUUCUAUCAUUGGUAUUUCUGGUGUGGACAAAGACACCAGAGAGUACUGAAAACUAUUUUUCCAAAGGUUUUUCUGUCCCACCGCACUUCCUGAAAAUGGGUUCGGAGGAGAGCUUGGAGAAGAAGGGCGCGUUGGUAUCAUUACCAAAACACUCAUACUGGUUUGACUUUUGGCUGUUUGUGGUGUUUGACAUCGCAUUUUUCCUCGUCAUGUAUUUAAUUGUACCCUAACUAAAAUGGAUUUUGACUUACGUCCUGUCCCUUCAGCCAAGACAUGGGUGCUCUGUUGGCUGAAAUGCUGCAACGAUUCAUAUUUAACAAGAGUUCACUCGCCUAGAUUACAUUGAAAAACAGAUGGGUGUUUUAAUUAAAGAUCUGCAUGUUAAUGUGACGAUGAUUACUCUGGUGUAAUAAGUGUGCUGUGUUCUAUCUAAAACGUGGGUGUGGUGGGAUGUAAGAGACAUGACAGAAGACAUCUUAACUGAACAAUAUAAACACCAUGAUUGAUACUGUAUUCAAUGUCUCUUGAACAAAUAUUCAACUGAAUCUCCAAUUUUGGAUUUGUGGUGUCCUCAAUUUGAAUCUAAUCUCUAAUUUACACAUUCAGAAUUUACCUUAAUGUGUUGGAUUUUGUCUUGUCUGUAAGUUGGUGUACACUACAAGUUGAAAAUAAACAUCUGUAAAUCAAAGCUCAAA
Molecule: messenger RNA, 11476 nt
Organism: Esox lucius (northern pike)
Lineage: Eukaryota; Metazoa; Chordata; Actinopteri; Esociformes; Esocidae
Gene: nav3
Product: neuron navigator 3
Exons: 43
Coding region: 262-7464 (2400 amino acids)
Biological process (GO): neurogenesis; nervous system development
Molecular function (GO): protein binding; ATP hydrolysis activity; ATP binding
Source: RefSeq, a predicted model, not a curated record